CUGCCACCGUUGCCAGGGGGCGUCACCGAGCAGCUCAGCCAGGUGAAUAAGCUCCUCUUCACUUAAACUGUGUGAGCCGGACAAGAAGCCACUCAAUUCCUGCACAGACGGACCGCAGGAGUAAAUCCCGCUCGGCCUGGAUCCAGCUCAACAAGAACACGAAAGCCCGAGGAACUUGAACGCUCCGCGUCCUGAGAUCCGUGGAGUAAAAGGAGCGCAGCCGCCGGUGCGCUCUGCCAUGUCAGCCGCUGUUUGGAGGAGGCGGGAUGGGAAGCGAAGGGGAAGCUUUGCUCGCAGACGUCGCCUCGCCGGUUUCAGCAGCGGACUGUUUUAAUUGCUACCUGAAGACAGUUGAGCAGCAGUUAGGGGGGAGUGUUCCCUGUCAGCUUUAAAGAAGCUGCUCGGAGCAGCCGGUGGAUGUUGCGCCAUGGAGAUGAAGACGAGACUCCGAGCCAUGCUGUUCAUGUUCGUAUGGAUUUUUCAAGGUGACACCCAGAAGGUGGAGUUCCCCAGAAAAGAGAUGGAGGUGGUGAAGGGUCAGAUGGUGGUGUUACAAGCCUGGUACAGCCCCACGGCGGACAUUUCCAAAAACACCGUCAUUUGGCAUUUCACGGGGAACGAGUCAAAGCAGGUGAUAAACUUUAGCUCAGGCGAGGUGGGGCACGGCCAGAACGAGUUCACCAAAAGAGUGGGCUUCAGCGCGACCAUGCCCUCGGCUAACCUCUCCAUCUACAUCAACAACACCCAGGAAUCUGACUCCGGUCUCUACUUCUGCAGCGUUAUCGUGCCCAAAGCUCCCGGCCUUUCCGGAGAGAUGCGCCUUCAUGUCAAAGUCCCUCCUUCUCCACCAGUGUGCACUAUGACGGGCGACCCAGUGGUGAAGGGCAACGUGACUCUGAGCUGUAAGUCCAGUCACGGGAAACCAGCCCCGCAGUACAAGUGGACCAAGGCUGCACCCAUGUCUGAGGUCUUCUUCUCCCCGAUGCAGAAAUGGAGAACCUGCCCCCAGCCCAUGCUUGUCCUUGGGUUCAUGGAUGAGAGACACGGCACCCUCAAGCUGAGCAACCUCACUAAAAGCAUGUCAGGGAAGUACAUCUGCCGAGCCAGCAACACUGCCGGCUCCGACAGCUGCUCCAUUAACCUGGAGGUUAUCACCUCUUCCAACGCGGGCAUGAUUGCAGCAGCUACUCUGGGGUCAGUAGUGGGACUGGUGGCCAUGGUCCUCUUCCUCAUAUUCAUACUGAGGCGGAAACGGGACACUGAGGAGGAGAUAGCCAACGAGAUCAAGGAGGACGCUCAGGCGCCCAAGCGAGUGUCGUGGGCAAAGAGCAACACCAACUCCGACAACGUGUCCAAGAACGGCACGCUGUCCUCGAUAACCACCAGCCCUCGACCUCGAGACCCCCAUCAGCCCAACUUCCACUACCCCUACUCCCCGACGUCCGCGUCGGACACCGGCUCAGUGAUCAACGCCUACCAGUUGCGACCCGGAGAAGCCAACCCCUUACAGGGCCUCCCCGGCUACAACAUCGGAGGUACGCCCACCCGUAAACACAAGCGGCCUCCCAGCAUGAACGGGGCCCCUCCGCAGCUUCUCAGGAGCCCCGCGGCCGCUAACCCCAAACGGACUGAGGGGGCUCAGCCUCAGGUUCCACCUCCACUCACUGUGUCCCCACAGAUCAGCUCCUCCACGCUGACGCGCAUGGGAGCCGUCGCCGUCAUGGUGCCUGCUCAAAGCCAAGCCGGCUCUCUGGUGUAGCCGGCAGAAGCUCCUGUGAUGGGAGAUAAAAGAAAAGACAUAUAGAGGGAGUGUGCCCUCAAGUGGAAAGAACUUUCUCCAUGAAGACUUGAAAAGUUGUGAAGGGGGAGUAAAACGUCUUGCACGUUGUUUGUGCUUGUGCAAAAAACUCUCUCUCUCUGGGGUUCGUUGAAUGACUCCGUGCAGCGUUCCACAUUUCGUUUCUUUUUUAUGCUGCGUUCAAGCUCCACUAAAGAGGAAUAUAUUUUUAAUUACAUGCUUAGAAAGAGAACUUCAUUAUUAUGUCCAGCGGGUGUUACGGCUUCAGGCAGAAAUCUGUCUGGACAUAAUAAACCAUAACGAGCGGUUCCGUUUUACACGGUGUACAGUUAAUAUUUAGACAACGUUUCUAUAUGAAUAACUUAAAUAUAAACACGUUUUUAUUUACUUUACUUGGCUGUGUAAGGAUCACGUUUUCUCAGGCACCAGUUCAGAGCAAAAAUUCACGAUUCAGGUCGAGCGUUUCACUUUCUUUGACCCACAUUUGCUUCAUGUUCACUUAAGGGUUGUUUAUUUACCCUGCUGUUGCAGUGUCAGUAUGGUUUCAAGAUGUCUACUGAGAGUACUUUAAUACUUUGAGUAUUUUGCCUGUUAUGCUAGCUGGAAUGUAACCAAAAUAGUGAGUAUUAUAAUGACGUUGAUGGUUUCUGGUUGUUACAAGGGUCUCGGUUCAGGAGAUUUGUCAGGAAACAAUCCAGCAGAUUAGAAUUAAUCUGCUCCUGGUUGGUUUGUUUUCUUGUUGUUAUGUUGAACUCUGGAAAUAAGUGGUUUGUUGGUGUUGAAAGGCUACAGGUAGCAUUGUAACAGAGUGUUGACGGUAUUUUCAAUAAAGCGUACCAGAGUGUU
Messenger RNA from Mugil cephalus (flathead mullet), 2644 nucleotides. It is a transcript of the gene esamb, whose product is annotated as endothelial cell adhesion molecule b. The record is from RefSeq and is a predicted model, not a curated record. Gene Ontology annotation, cellular component: adherens junction; plasma membrane. Gene Ontology annotation, biological process: homophilic cell-cell adhesion. The transcript has 8 exons. Bases 428 to 1759 code for a protein of 443 amino acids. Gene Ontology annotation, molecular function: cell-cell adhesion mediator activity. Lineage: Eukaryota; Metazoa; Chordata; Actinopteri; Mugiliformes; Mugilidae.